CCUAACAUAAACGAACAAGAAUUUUGUACAACAUCAGUGAUAGAGUUUUGGUUGAGAAUAUUUUUUGAUUUUACUAUGAUUGACAGGACGAUUAAUAAGCAUAUUGAAAGAGUAAGGAAGGUUUUUUCUUUGCCAUACUUAGAGAUUGAUGUCUGGGAUGUCCCAUUGA
Molecule: messenger RNA, 169 nt
Organism: Dentiscutata heterogama
Lineage: Eukaryota; Fungi; Glomeromycota; Glomeromycetes; Diversisporales; Gigasporaceae
Source: the annotation of a GenBank genome assembly